AUGCCAAAAACUGCAAGCGAGACCAAAUCAAGACAAAGCGAAGUGAAGUUUCGCCAAGCCUCGAAAUCGCCAGGGCAGAAAGCUCUCUCUCGUGGAACAGCAGUGAAUCCGACCGAUAUCCUUUCGCCAACAUCAUCAUCUGGAAAUAGACUCCUCACCGGCGUCGACAAAGAUAGUUGGAAUCUAGCCCAAAAUGCUAGUAGCGAUACCGCAGCAUCAUCGCUGCUAGCAACGGCUCGUACUCAAACACCAUCAACCAAAACCGGACAGCUGACGUCAGAGCUGUCAGAGGAGAAGAAAUCGCCAAAGGUCAUUAUAGACGAGUUUCUUCAUAAGCCUGCAAACGACCAACAAAAACAAUCCGCAUCAUCUCCAACUCAUUUAGAGGCAACUCCUCAUUCUAAAAGAAAGGAUGCAGUAUCCCUUCAAAGCCUAUGGCUGCCAGGUUCCACUCAACAGCCCCAGGAUAGAGAUAGUCUAAAAACUGCGCGAGCACGGUCACCUCUGGAUGCACGAGCCAGGACAGGACCAGGACCACCGGCCUAUCAGACGCUAUCUCCUGCGUGCACAGCCAUCAAAGAUUCGACGCCACCAACUCCAAAAGUGACCACUGCAGCAGAAAUUCCAAUGUCCCCAACACCCACAGUGAACACAGCUAUAGAAGAACCAAUGUCAUCCAUCAGAGGAGUCGACACGACUAAAGAAAUUUUGACGGCGCCGAGAAAAUCUACAAAUGUUACUGGAAUGCCACAGACAAGCAGCACCUCGAAAUGA
Messenger RNA from Haemonchus placei, 774 nucleotides. The record is from the annotation of a GenBank genome assembly. Lineage: Eukaryota; Metazoa; Nematoda; Chromadorea; Rhabditida; Trichostrongylidae.